Molecule: messenger RNA, 1933 nt
Organism: Ricinus communis (castor bean)
Lineage: Eukaryota; Viridiplantae; Streptophyta; Magnoliopsida; Malpighiales; Euphorbiaceae
Product: WD repeat-containing protein 53
Exons: 10
Coding region: 384-1487 (367 amino acids)
Molecular function (GO): protein binding
Source: RefSeq, a predicted model, not a curated record
GUACAAUUUUAUUAAACUCUAUCUUUCAUCAUUUGGAACCUAAAAUUUAAAUUCUAGCGAUUAUUAGCACGGAAAUGAAAAGUAAAUUACACAUCAAUUGAGCUAUGCAUUGGAUUUUUGAGCUAUAACUACAUUAACUAGAAAUAAGAAAAAGAAUUCCUUAAAAAAAAAAAAAGAAAUAAAGAAAAAUUAAAAGAACACCAAAAGGAAAAGGGAAAAUUCUAUUAAUACACAACAUGGGCUAAGUUUUGCUAAUGGUUUCAUGGUCAAAUUGGCCCAGUAUAGUCCAAUAGGAGCCCAAUUGCUUUGCUCACGGCAGGGAGGCAUCACUCGAGUGACUAACAGAACAUUGAUCGAUCGGAAAAGCGAAGUCGAAGACAGCCAUGUCGGAACCGAGACGUUUGAGAGGUCAUAAAGCAACCGCCACGUGCUGCAUAGCCUCACGUGACCGUCCUGGCGUCGUAGCCACCGCCGGCGAGGAUGGUCGCGUUUGCUGGUUUGAUAUGAGAUGCAAAGAUGCUCAGCUUAUGAUGGAGGUUGGGGACCAACCUAUUUCUUCUCUGUGUUUUAAGCCAGGGAACGAAAACAUCUUUUAUGUAUCCUCAGGAAGUGAAGUCAAGUGUUUUGAUAUGCACAUGGCUACAUCGGGGAAGCUAUUGCAGAGCUAUAAUCAUAAUAAGGAGGAAAUAAAUCAGAUUGCUUGCAACUCAAAGGCAGCUUUUCUUGCGUCAACAGAUGAUGGUGGCAAUGUUAAGAUUAUUGAUAUUCGUCAGCAUUGCCUUUUCAAAACAUUGAGAGCUGGACAUACCAGUAUUUGUAGCAGUGUGCAGUUCAUUCCUUGGAGACCUUGGGGAGUUAUUACUGGAGGUCUCGACUCAAAGCUUGUCAUGUGGGACUUCUCCAAAGGCCGCCCAACCAAAAUUGUCGAUUUUGGUUUGCCUGAAAUGAAGGAUAGUAACACGACACAAUGUGUCAAUCCUGCUUUUGUUCAUGCAAUAGCAGUUCCAGAUGCUGAUAUGUUAGACAAGUCAGGCAAAAUUUGUGUUGUUGCUAGGGGUGAUGGGAUUGUUGAUGUGAUCAACAUUGAAUCCGAACUUGCAGCUGUUAGGACAAAAAUUACCACCAAAGCUCGUAAAGGAUCUCAAUCAACGUCUAAGGACAGCAAUACAACUGCAGGUACACAAAGUAGUAUGUUGCAUUUCGAUUACUCUCUGGGUGGCCAUGUGGCAGCUGCGUCUUGUGUGGCAUUCUCGCUGUUUGGAGAGAGGGGGAAGUUCAUAAUAUCAGGUGGGAAUGACAAGUCAGUAAAGGUAUGGGAUUGCUCCAGAUAUCCUGAUGUAGGGCCAAGUAACAGCAAUAACGACAUUCUUCAUCUUAACAUUAAUAUGAGCAAAAAGGUCAAUUGGCUCUGUACCACCCCAAGUGAAUCAGAAAACCUUGUCGUCUGUGACACAACUAAAGUAGUGAAGGUCUAUUCUGUUUCAUAGGUUAGAAUUGCAAGAUUGUCAACUCCAGUCGAUUCUAUUUCAUAUAUGCCUGUUUGUUGAUUUUCCAUUUUAAAAGAUGGGCUAUUGGCAUGGUCUCCGGAGGAAACUUUCCAUCAAAUAUCACUGAUGCGCUAGGGUAAAUAGAGCGAGUAUGCCUACCCUGCAUUUCUUGCCACACGAGUGAAGACGACAAGUGCCUGGAGCAUCAAACUAAUACAAGUUAGGAUUUACCGGUAUUUAGCAUGUAUCAGUUAAAUGGUUGAAUAGUUUUUUCUUUUUUUUGCUGUAACUUUGUCCAAUGUAAAAGCGAUGAUGUCCAUCAUUAUACAAACACCAUACGGGGAUGUUGCUGACUUGCUGUUAUAGAACUAGAAGAUUAGUAUUCUCAUUAUUUUUAGCAUGAAGAUGAGUUUAAUACAGAUAUGAAAAGUUUUCAUUGUUUAAAA